AGAGAGAUGACUCCACCUUUUUCCAGUCACACUGAAGGGCUGGGUCACAAUCGAAGAAAGAUUUAAGCGGAAAGGAAGAGGAAGCGGGGCGGACAACUUCACACACGAGUUCAGCGACCUUAUCUGACUGCUCUCGGUAACCUCCACAGGUUGGUUUUUUUGUAGCUCUCACUUGCGCCUCAGAACUGUUUUGAUGCAUUUGGACAAGUUAUCUGGUGACUUAAUGGAGCUUAGCUAAUUUCAGGUGGGGGCUGUUGAGGGGGGGCGCGCGCCAUCUAUUCACGCGGAGUAAUAUUUGACUUAAGGUGGCUUGACGAAUUGUAAGUGUUUUUAAGUUAAGCAUCAUAAACCUAGUUCUAAGACCAUACUUUACAGUGAUCUUACGUUUUUUUUUAAAUUGUGGUAGUUCACUGCUGUUUUUAUCGUUAAUAAGUUAUGCGUAACCCUUGACCUCGUGCCCGCUGUCAUGCCCUAAAGUGUGUCCCCUGGCUGGUUCAGUUAGCUUAGAAAUGUUGGGGCUGUUGAUGCUGUCGCCCGGUUUCUGCACGCCUCUUUAAAGUUGUACCUGUGCUGUGGACAAAGAGCUCCUUGACAGCCGGGGUGUUGUGCCGUAGAUUGCACCCCUGCCGUAGAACGCACCCCCCUGCAUCCCCUCCGCUCGUUAGCUUCUUAAAGUAGAAGAAAAUGGUCUCAUAUUUAGAAAAAACAAGAGUAUUAGAUCAUGACAACAUGUCAAAUGGAGCAGCAGACCUUUGUUCUGUUUUUAUGUGUCUCAAAAAUGCACAUAUAGAGGUGUACUUGGGUGUAUAAACUGUACAGUAAGCUGUCAAGUUAGAGAACAUUAUAUUUUCGGGACAGCAAUAUUCCGAGGGCUAUUGUUUUAGCUUAUAUGAAUAGCCUGAAUGAAAUUAUUAAAAGCACACGCUUUUGAAUCCAUCCAAUAUAAGGAAAACUGUAUAUUAUCUCGCCUUGAUAUGUACUUUCAGUACCGCGCUCCCGUCAGGGGGUGCAUUCUAUGGCAGGGGUGCAUUCUAUGGCAUAACACCUGACAUCCUCCGCACAGGGGGUGUUGUAAAUCUGCUCGUUUGAAGGUAAACUGUCGAAGUAUCGUCCAUCUUUCUCGACUGUCUGUAGCUGUCAUAAGGUAGACUUUAGGGCUACGACAGGAAAAUUACAAACUGUUGUGUGUAAUGUAGCUACAUGUUCAAACAAGUGGGCUGAAUUGAUUUGAAUGCUGAUAUACAACGUCAGCCCUUUUUGGAAAAAAGUGAAACCAAGCUGCUGAACAGUAAGUUCGACAAAAAUGCUUAAAGGUUUGAGGAUAUCAUAUAUUAAUACAAUUUGUGUUUUUAGCAUUUACAUAUUCUUUAAAAGCAACAAAGCAUGUAGGCUAUGUUAAGGGUCACUCAAUGUUGUCGCAUGAUAUUAGUUUAAGACAAAGUUCUAUACAACCAUAAGUUGAAUCUAAAUUAUAGCCCAUAUUGUCAAAUGGAAUCAUUCCUCAUGAUCCUACUUAAGUUAUGAUUCACGUUCCUCUAUCACUGAAUUUAGCAACAUAAGACACAUCAAUGUCUUGCUCAAUUUCCCACUUAACUGCAAUUCACUACAAACCACGCUCCAUUCAUGCACAACAACACAUUGGUGUAAUCAUAGUUUGAGGCUAAAAUUGUAGGUUUUCACCUCCAUAAAAUGUCAGAUAUGAUCAGGAUGUUAUAGUACUGCAUUUUAAAACUAGCGCUUAUCAUGCCAACCUGGCAGUCUGUGUACUGUGCAUCAGUAUAUUGCACAAAUCAAACAAGAUAGUGAUAAUGCAGAGUAUGUUGCUGCACCCUCAUACUAGCUGGCCCUCGUUUAUGCUCCCAUAUCAGAUGAUGGUCUACGAUGGUGCAUUAUGGUCCAUUUACUCUGAGUAGACAUGUAAACACUGGCAGUCACUAGCAACUGUGGGACUGAGACAAAGGCGCUCAAGGCCAAACUGUCCAGGUGCAGCUGUAGCAGUGUAAACACAGCAGCAGCAUUUCAGCAACAUCUUUGCAUGGAGGUCAAUAGUAGAAAUGACUAUAAGGCAAAUGUAGGCCCGCUGAUCGCCCAGUGGAAAUCAUACUAGCUUACUUUUACACAUUCUCUACUAAAGGAAACUGUUGCCAUUUGAGGUUUGUGUGUUUAUGCAGCAGUUCUGCACACAGUUGACCACAGUCUUCCCCUCCUAGUCACUGAGUAAAGUUAUUUUAGUAGGUAAAGGAAUAUGUAAGUCACACUGUUUUCCCUCACCACACUCUUCAAUCUAACGUGAUGUUUACAUGUAAGGGCACCUUGUCAAAUCACCAUGUCUGACAUAUCCAAGUCUGAGUGACUCAUUGCAGUGAAGCAGAAAGAAAGAUUCUGUCUGUGAAAACUUAUUGCAGCUCUGACUUAACACCAGGGAGUCGGCAAUGGGUGUUUGAACAUUGUUUAACUCACUGGCAGCUUUAAAAUCAUCAGCCCAGCCCUUUGCUUGUGGCGAUAUUUACUGUAGAUCUCAUUGUUGUAAGUUGAGUGAAAGGUAAUGAAAGUUAGUAAAUGUCACAGUGCAUAAAAAUAUGUCUGAGCUGUUAUGUAGGUUAAUGCAGUAAUCUAUAAGGCUUGAAGCUGUCUUAUGUAAGACAUAUGUAAGGCAUGCAGACUUUCUGCUCCAGAUGCUGUGGCGGUAUACUCUUUAAACGGCGUGACCUUCUUCAGCUCUCUUUGAACGGAUCACUAGCUCGCUGAUCUUUAAGGAGGCAGUUUGUAAUUCAUACUUUAACACUAUUGUUUUGUUUACCUAUGGGUGGAGAAGCUGCCAUACCUGACAAUCUGCAUUUCAUUAGGGUAAAUGUUAUGACAUUUUUGGGGGGUAAAUUAAGGACAUUUUUAUCUACAACAGCUACUCAGUUCUUGGCUUUAUAUAAUUUUAUGCACUUCCAAAUUUGACAUGUGCAACUUUUUUAACACAGUCAGCCCCCCCACCUUAAAACAUUUGCAUGGUGUGAGUUUAGAGGAAGAACUGACUAACUGUUCAUUAACUGGCCCUCCCGUUCACUGAUAACACCAAAAGGUGUAAUGACAUUGAUCGGGGCGUGGCUCAACUUUCAACAUGCUGGAACCCAUUUGAACCAGUGCAUCAUGGCCUUAAUGCACCUUUGCAUGAACUUUUAAUUCUUCACUGGUACAAAUAAGCAGCUCUCAUAUAAAGACUUAGUGUUAAAUAGUAUACUUUAGUGCUAUUUAUAACAACAAACUUUGAUGCAUUAAUAACAUUUAACUAGUUCCUGCUCUAAAACCAGUAGCAACAGUUUAUGUAGCUGGUUUAAACAUCAACGGCUUUGUUCCUCUUUGUGAUGGCCUCAGAUAACAAGCUGUUUAUUUUGACCAGUAUGUCUGGAAAAGUUGCUUCACAUUCAGGCUGAGGCAGUCACAGAUUUACUUUUCUUACAGAUGUUGAGUUUUUUUUAUGUAUUUAUUUUUAUUUCUACAGGCUUGUCUGCACAAUUAAGAAGUGUCAAAGCCAGUCAGGUCAAUUAUCUGACUAAUUGUCAUUUCAAACAGAUGCUAUAUGAGUUUUUGGAAAUGUAGAGCAAAGGUCACAUGUUAAAGAAAAGGUUAUUACAGAUUUGACUUGUGAUUGACUUUGGUGCAGCAAGCCUUUGCUUUGUAACUGAUUAGUGUAGUGAAAAUGGGCAUUAUCAUAUUUUGCACAUUUUUGCACAAGUUUUGCAUGGAUCUAACAAAGGGAAGUUCUUGCUGUCGUAGCAUUUGAGGUAUUCUUGAAAGACAUGGAUUGUGUCAUUCCAUUCAUGGUUAAGUCUUAUGUAACACCAACCUGCCUGUCAAGUCUAUUUUACACUUGCUCCAUUUAUCAAGUCUGAGGGUGUUCUGUUGAAGAGUUUGAGCAUAUUAUUGUGUGAGGCACCUGCAGGGGCAGACCGUAGACUGGACCUGAAAAAAACAAUCACUGAGGGGAAGUGAAUUGUUUGCACUUGAGUAAAUUUGUUCAGGAGUGAGUAAAAGAAGAAGUGGAAGAAAUGUACAAACGGGCCUGAUAUUGUAGUCCAGGUGGAAAACAAACAAACUGCAGAGGUCAGUUUCCUAAUUGACAUAAAUAAUUUGUUGUAAUUUUGCAUCAUAGUCACCGUUGAAGUGCAGAGUGUUUUUAGUGAUUCUGCAGGACCCUUCUGUUCACUUCAUUUCAUUUUCUCUGCACUAUAUGGUUUUAGCUACACACCCCUCAACAUAAUCAAUAUGAUCAGACAAAAUUUGUACUUUUUCCAAACCAUGUGAGGCAUUAAGACUUUUAUCUGGUGAUUUGGACAUUAUUUCUUGUGGUUUCCCCAACAUGACAUUACCCCGGCCAUUUUAGAAGACCUGUGAAAUCGUGAUUUAUCACCAGUGCAUAAUAGAGGAAAUGAAAUAGGCCUAGAAAUAGGAACAGCCACAGCAACAUUUCUCUCUUUUUUUUUAAAUGUACAAGCCAAAAAAGUAAAAGUAAAUAUUCACCAGAAUUAAUAGAGCAGCUUUGGGAAUCAACAAAGUUUUUCUUCGUCACCUUUGACCUACAUUACUUUUCUUAGCACUCUGUUAAAACUUCUUAUGCCAGAAAUAGAUUAUCUGAUUUUGGCUAAACUUGUAGCCUGUUGUUUGUCUGAGCAGUUAAGUCCAUGCCCUGUUUAACUCUAAUGUGCACAAGUACAGUACAAAGCUUAUACCACAGUUGUGAAAUAAACUCAAUUGUUUAUUAGUAAGGUCACAUUUUGCUUGUAGCUCAGGUAGGAGUCUGUAUUUCUGUAGCUUUCUUUUAAAAUAAAAGAUUCAACCAUGCAAUUUAACUCCCUCCAUGCUCUCUGCACCUGCAGUUGUUUGUGGCGUUCUGCCUCAGUCUGAGCUCAUUCAUGAAGAUGCAGACCUCCAUUGUCGUUUGUGGAAAGUUCCAGAAAUCUGAGACGUUGGUGGCUGAGACCUUCAGAGGUGACUGAGAAGGAGGGAGGGGCGUGAGGAGAAUGAGGCCAGUGUUGAACUGCAGGUAGGGGCGAUACUGCUCCCCCACCUCCAGCUUCACACCCACCCUCACCCAAACACAAUCAUGUCCCUAGGCUAGGCUAGUUCUGCUACAUUCCUGUGCUGGAGUGGGUAGUAACAGUUACUACCAUUUACACAGUCAGUCGUAAAGCUUUUUUUCUUAAAGAGCUUUUUGAAACGGGUGCCGAGAGAUCAGCAUGAUUCAGGUCACACUAGAACUCUUCAGGGUUUUACAAACUUAAAUGUAAAUGUUUUCAUAUGAAUAAAGGUGCAAAUGAGUUUGACGAAGAUAAGAAUAACUAUUUCAUCCCUGAAGGGAAAUUCUAUAGACUAGACUGUAAAUAUAAAUAAACUAGACUAUGCUAGACUUUGAUACAAUUAAAGGUUGAUGACAGCAGUAAAUAAUCUGAUUUAAUAUAAGCAUUUUACUUAGAGUGCAGUUUUGGCACAGCCUGCCCCUCGAUUAAUGUGACAAAAACUGUGACAGAUGGAUGUUUUAAUGAUGAUAUAGGAAUUAAUCACGCUUCUAAAACACCCAGGCAGAGACCAGCUAAUAAGAAUUUAAACUCUUAUCUAAAACAUCAACAAAUGACAGUGUAAUCACAGUGUAAGCUUAUACAUAAAAAACAAACAGUAUAUCAGAUUAUAUGAUAAUGCGUCGUAUUGUAUGUCCUACUGUCUUAAACACCACUGUGCUUGUUGGAUGUUGGUUUCACAUCUGCACAGUUCAGAGCAGGCUGUAUUUCAUUAUUCUGAUGGAGAUCCUUCACAUUCAAAGUUCAGAAAGUAGUAACUCUGUUUUAACUGAGAUGUCACAGAGCAUACUGUCAUAUAAACUGAGUAUGCUCUGGUAGUCUAGUUUAUUUAUUUUCCAUUAAAGGCUUCUCAAGGUGAUGAGUUGCAGAACAAGUUUUGAUUAGAUUAAGUUGUUUGAGGUUGGCAUGUGUCUGAAUGCAGCUCGUGUUAAUCUCAGUUUUUAUCUUGAGUCGCUGUUAUGUCAGGUGCAUCUGGACUGAGAAGACCUUAAGCUUCAGGUGACAGCGGAAGAGCAUGCCAACUCAUGCCAUUGUUUUGACUCGACUUAGUUUGUCAUUGCGUUCGCUUGUUUGGAAUGUGUGUGUAACUUUUUUUAACAUCCAUUCAGCCAAUGAUGUUUCAUUCUGCUUGGCACCGAGUCAGUCUUCAGACUGAUGGUGCGGCGUUACAAGAUUUUUGGCUUACUUGUUUUUAAAAGUCAAACAAAAUAAAAGCUUACUUAAAAAAAUUAGACCUGUGCUGCAAAAACAUUAGCAGACUGAAAAUACAUUUGUGGAUUAUGGUACAAGUUUCAGACCAAGAUUUUAAACCACUGUGACCUGAGGCGAGCCAUCAGUCUAAUCUUUUCACAGCUGAAGGACUCCACUGCCAAUCUUUAGUACAAGGACAGAUUAUUUCCCAUUUAUCAUUGAAGAAAACAACACAAAGUUCUCUGAACAGCUUGACCUGAGAUGGGUACAGCUGCAAGGCCUUGGCAGCAAAGUCAGACUCCUCACACCAGUGUGUGAUGUAAUGGAUGAAAUUCAGUGAGGCCUGAGGCUCACUUCAGAAAUACAACUCCCAUUUAUGCUCAUGUGUUUUAAAAUUUGACCUCAAAAGAACAAAAGUUUGGAUACUAGACGGGUAACCGAAUCCAGAGAUUGAAUACGUUGAGACAGCAGUGUGUCAAAUGUGGUCACAUUGUUAAGAUUUACCUCGUGCAUUUUAGUGAAAGGUGGAGCUAUGAAGUUAAUUGAUUUAUAGUCUACGCUGGGCAGAUUCUUUCAGUUUGGCAGUGCGCCCGGGAAGCCAAAUGUAUCAGCAAACUUUGUCUAGUCUCUGGAAUUUUACCUCACAAACACUGUGCACAAAAAAACUGUUCAAGGAAGAUAAUAACCCGCCUUUCAUUUUUUACGUAGAGUCUGAGGAGUUAGAUGGGUUAUUCUCUUACUGGAGUGAUUAUUUUCUGCUAUUUGUGAUCUGUUAUUUGAAGUGAUUUUUGUACUUUCACUUUAUUAAUUCAACAGUUAGAAAUUAUUUUUCUCACUCUUGCCAUAAGGAUGCAUAAAAAAGUCUUCUUGAUAAUGAUAAAAAUUUCCAUUCAUUUGACUUUAUUUUCUAAUUUGGGAAAAACCAAUAAUUCCAAUUAGAGUGAGUUUACCUCUCUCCCAGUUAGUGUCCACGCCUUUCAGGAAUCACCCAUAUCAGCAGUCUCUUUAGAAACCACCAUAAUUGGUAUUUCCGUCUGUGUUGCGUCGCUGGUUUUCGAGUCGGGGUGUUGGUUCUGCAGGAUGAGAUGACUAUCAUAUUUGAAAUGGCUCUGUCAGCAACUAUAUAGUAGAGUAACAUGAUCUAUUUCAGUGUCAGGUGUGUUAAGGUAUGUGGAGGAAGGGCUAAAAUGCACUUGAUGAGUGCUGCCACCACUACCACCGGGGGCAGAGUGACAGGUAAAACCAGCCCGGUCAAUCAGAUACAAAGUUACGCUGAGGAGAAGUUGAAGCAUGACAUCACUGCUCCGAGGUUAACAGAUGUUUCUGAUUACAAACGUCAUUUAUGAAAAUAUGCUUUAAAAAGCAAAUACAGGAUCCCCCCUGCUGCUGUUUGUUUACGUUUGACUGCAAGUCUCUCCAAGUGUGAAUACUGUUGUGUACAUUGAUUAGAAAUUAUGAGAAGGUUGUCCCAUUCAAAAAUCUGAAGAAAGCAGAAAUCAUGACUAGAUCCUAUUGCGCUGUAGUUCUCUGUAUUAUGUUCUCUUGAGGCUAUUUGCCUGCAUCUUUGGACUUAAUGAUCAAAAGGCAGCAAAUCUAACAAUGACUAAUAUUGUUACUGAAUUAUUGGUCAGACACCUUCAUGUGAGCCACCGUGAGAUCUGAGUUACUACUUUUUAAACAGAGCAGCACCUCCUUACAAAGCACACUUGGAAGAAUUGAGAGUGAUUACAUGAGUCAUCUCAUCCAAUUGCAGCAAUUAUAUUUGUCUGCUAUUAUGAUAACUCUACAAUCCUGUGUAAACAUCAGGGUUUGGGACCAGUAAUGAUGCUUCCCAGCUUUUCCGUACACUAACAGUUCUGCUGCUUGUAAACUGUAUACGUGUACUUUGAUUUGAAGUAUAUAAAGCAGGGAUUUGUAUAAGGGUAGUCUUUAAGUAGCAACAGUUGAAAAGCUCUGAAAGAUAAUUGAUAAAAAACUGAAAUGAAACCAAACUUUUCCUGACUCGUUUCAAACAUUAGAAUCCUGAUAAUAACUGAACAAACAGCGAGAGAUGGAAGCGGGUUUUGGUUAAUGGGUGUCGGCCGGGUAGAGAGCCAAUAAAUGCAUAACAAUGGCCCCCUUUACAACAACAGAGUGUCCACUGAUUUCUCGCCCGCUGCUGGUGAAUAAUAUUAUCAGCCCACCCCUAACAGAAAACUUCGAGGGCUGCUCCACUGUUGUGUGUGUGUGUGUGUGUGUGUGUGUUUUCUAUGCGUGUGUUUCAGGAGGUUGAGGGUGUGGCCAGGAGGGUAAAAGAGGGGGAAACUGCAGCUUGUUACAGUCAGGGCGGCGGCUUCAAGGCAGCGAGUCGCAUCUUUCUUUUCAGGAGUUUGCCAGUGAGGGUUUAAACAGGGGCCAUCUCACUCUCACCCCAGUUGUACUCCUGCGCUCGCCGUACACAGUGCUCGCUCUUGCUCUCGCUCUCUCUCUUUCUCUCUCUCCUCCCCUCCCUCUCCUUCUGUGAGCGAGUUAUUCAUCCACUGUGUGAGUCAGGGAGGGUGGGGAUUUGGAAGACUUCUGUACCAGUCACACUUUGUCAGUUAACUUUCUCUCUCUCUCUCUCUCUCUCUCUCUCUCUCUCUCUCUCUCUCUCUCUCCUCACUCUCUCUCUCCUGCUCUCUUUCUGCCUCUCUGUCUCUGCUCUGCUCUUCUCUCUCUUCGCUGCUGCCUCAGCCUGCCCGCCCGCCCGCCUGCCCGCCUGUCCUUGUAAUUCACGGAGAAGCUUUGCCAAGCUCCGAACGAGGAAUCCACAUUGGAUUUGAUGAUUUAAGGGGGAAAUUCUAGUCUUAAAAAGGUAAGUUGCUCAUUAAGGUGAACUAUCUUGUGUGAAGUCUGCCCUCACUCUGGGCAGCUCAGGGUUUUUUCCAUUUUUUUUUUUUUCCCAGGGGAAAAAGUUUCUUUUCUUUUGGUGUCAAAGGGUCUCUUGUUGCUCUUGUUGGAUAUUUCCUUUAUAUGGAGGACACUUAGCCGCCUGUUUGACUUACUGGGUUCCUGGUGUCAACUGAUUUUUGUUCAUCAUUAACCUCUACUCGGUGAGCGUUAGCUCCGUUUUUCCAUCUCUAUGAUUCAUUGACACAGCCCUCAUAGGAAAUAACCCCCCUCCCUUUCCACCCUUUCCUUUCUUUCCCAAUCGUUCUUUUUAAUCUCCCUGUUAGAUGUCAACCAGUCACAUCCUUUCACAGGUUUGCUUAGAUUGAACGAGUGGAUAUGGUUGGACAAACAACUUGUUUUAGUGUCAAAAAACUUUAUUUUGCCGAGACACUGGGAAGGACUGUAAAUCAUGAAUAUUUCUCUGGAGAGGGGGACAGACGUCAUCGUCUUUGGUUAGGCUGGUGUUUUAAGCAGUUAUGCGUAUACAGCUUAAUUGCUUCACUCUGUCAUGGGGAUAUUACAGCAGCAGACGCGUUGUGGACCCCUCACACAGUUAUGAGGAAGUUCCUGUCCCUGUGUGGAAUUACUGUAAGCAAUAUGAACUACAAGAACCAGAAGAGUAUGGAGUCAAGCAGAGGUUGAUUCAGACCACUUCUAGUCCAAAUUGUGUGGGAAUGCACGGGCCUUUUAAUUUGGUCGAGGUUUACAGCUGCAACGUCUGAGGUCUCUGAUAAAGAUAUGCUACUAGCCUAGAGAAAUGGCACUUUGUCAAAGCAGUGAGGUGCAUUAAUCUUGUUUCUGUCUCUUUAAAGGAAAACUUUUCUUUUUUUUUCUUUUUUUUUUUGGCUGAACUGGUUUGAUAAAGACUCAUUCUCAUUUCUUUGUGGACUUCCAACUUACCUGGGUCUGAGGAUAAACAAAUAUAUAUUGUCUCUUUUUGUUCUUCUUAGUAAUGUCAUGAUCAUAAGACUUACCACCCUGACAGGCACACUGAGUUAAGUCAUUAUUCAAUAUUCCCCAAAAAUAUCACGCCAAGUGAGUCACAUGCUGCAUAUUCCAUCAGUGCAAACAUGAAAACUGGGAGAUUUAGAGGACCUUUGCUCUAAGUUUUUGGAUUUGUGAAUAAUCACCUUAUGCAGUGUAACUUUUGUAUUCGAAAGAGUAUGUGAACUUUAGGAGUGGCUCUUAGUCCUAAUAAAACUGGAUCUAUCAAGAACUUCUUCUAAACUUUUCCUAGAUAACUCAGAACUUUUUAAACCGAGAAAAACUCCCGCACACUAAAUUGAAGCCAUGUGAUGCCACCACAAAAUACAAGCUCACUGUGUAACCCAGGUAUGACCACUAACCCGAUCAGGUGAUCGUUUAACUGUUCAGCAUUUUUCCUCAGAACAAGAGCGGCUCUUCACCACAGUCAUGAUGACAUUCUUGUUGAAAAGUGAGGUCCCUGCCGUAACGCCUCAUCAGCUGUUCAUAAACAACCACAGCUUUUUGUGUAAGAGAUUUUGAAAUGUCUUGUAUCUGAUCUGUUUCACAACUCCACCAUUUUCCACUUUGGGGGUGAUAGCACUGAGGCCGGCAAGAAGACGAAACUCCAGCUGAAGUCGGUGUCUUUUUCCAUUAUGGGCUCAACAGGAGGGGGAAAUCAGUCAGUGUUGCCAAGGGCAGCUGUCACAUAUUGACGAGAGACGUUGAACUCAAUCACCUGGAGGUUUAACGAGGAGAGCGACCAGGAGAGAAACCGAGGCGUUGACACGGCCUUGUGUAUAACGGUUGAAAAGCGGAGCUAAGAUGAGAAAACUGCAGGAGAUAUCUGUCAACAAAGGGAGCAGGAAUUUCCACUCUGUCAAAUGUGAACAAUUCUUACUGUAGAUCUGUGCUGUUACAAAACUACUUCAAAUGACACAAAAUGUAUAAAAGUUACGGUGAAAUACAGAAAACUUUGUUUUUUCCUUGCAGUAAAACCGAACAAGAAAGGAGAUUAACACGGGCAGACAAAAGAUUGUUUUGUCGGCUGAUUAUGUUACGAAUGCUAAAGUUCAGUAUCAGUUUUUUCCAUGUUAAGUAAUUACUUUUGAAUGGUUUGAGUUGUUCAUUGACUUAAAAGUUUGCUGCGAUUUUGUGCAACAACAAAUUACCAACCCGGAUCUUAACUUCAGCUUAUACUAAGAAAAACUGCAACCCUUUGUCUCACACUAAAACUGAACUUUAAACUGGAAUCUUUUUCUUGCAUUUGUCUUGAGAAACACCUGAGCGAACUCCACUCCCAACCCUCCACUCCUCGGCAUGAAAUUAUUAGCUUUUAAUUAUAUUGGCUUAAGGAGGGCCGUUCUUAAGUCCUCAGGCGGUGAAAAACUCACAGCAUUGUAAGUUACACACCAAACAAUAGCUGCCUCUGGGUCCAGUGUUGUGUGAAGAGACCGCACCCUGCAUGUCCUCUACUUUGUCAAUACACUUUACAGUUUACACUUGAUAUGAAAGGCCUUAGUCAACAGAAACGGAGCAGGUCUGAAAACCAUAGUAACAUUCCUGUCUGCGCGCUGCAAGUUGUGGCACUUUCCAUUGACGAAACACUCCACACCUGAUUUGUAAAACGAAUAGGUCUUAGUUUGCAGUGUUAGUUUUUUUUAAAAGGUGGUUGUUGCCACACCAUGAGGGGUCACACAUGUUGUUUGAAGUGAUUUUGAUGUCAUUGUUAAGACGUUGCUCUUUGUGUCAGAUCCGUUUCAGGGGGAGACUCUGAGGAAAGCAUUCUGGUGUGAUCUUAAGCAAGGGAAGUGCAGGCCCAACCUGGGUUGAGGCACGUCCUCCCAAAGAGGAGGCUCCAUGAUUGUCUUCGUAGAACCUCUUUUCUGAUAUCAGGCCAAGUAUGAGGUGUUCGUGUUAAGGCCACGCAUCUUGGGAUUUUUUUGUAGGAGGGUGUUUGUUUGGGAAAGGAUGAGCUGCUCUCAUGGUUAUUGUGUUUCAGUCCUGCUGAAUAAGGAAAUGUCUCAGUAGCUCCUCCCGGGAUCUCCAGAUUCACAGAGACCCGGGCAUGAAUAAGACGGUUUGUUUUGCUUUUCCCUGUGCAGCAAGUAUUCCUGUUAUCCAUUCUUGAAUUAAUGCUGUUAUCUCUGUUCUGGGAAGCACCACUCGAGGAAAUUUCAUCUUUAUUUAUCAGCUAUCAAGUUUUCUAGUAAAUGAUUAGAGCAUAUAGAGGAGGCUCAGAGUCUUUGUUAUACACCUGACUGGAUGGACCAGGUCUGAAUUUUAUCUUCUGCAAAAACCUGCCAAAGUCUGUUUUCUUGUAUUGCGUGAAUAAAUAAGUUAGUCUCCCGGGCUUGAUGAAAGGUUUCCUGCUGUUUGUCUUUGAUGAAGUCAUGCUAACUUUAAUCUUGUUGUUUUUUGCAGAUAAUUGGUCAAUAGCACAAGAUGGCAAACAUGAUCCGGGAGAUUAAGGAGCUUGGCUCCCAUGCCGUGGAUAUCUAUGACUUCCUCUUGGCAGGACUUGGUAGGUGAUAUGCCUGAUUUGGGACAAAUUGAUCACUCUGAAUUUUAGUUAUUUACUUAAUCUGGUUUGUCAUUUUUGUGCUGUAGAUCCUCGGUUGAAGGACUAUCCACUCAUGCAGAGUCCUAUUCCUAUGACCGCAAUAUUGCUGUGCUACCUUUUAUUUGUACUGUACAUUGGACCUUCCAUUAUGGCCAAACGCAAGCCCUUCCAGCUUAAAGAGGCCAUGAUAGCGUACAACUUUUUACUAGUGGCACUGUCAGUAUUCAUCGUCUAUGAAGUAAGUUAAAACCACAUUUGUUAUGCGUUUGAUUUUUGCUUGUUGAAACUUUGCAUACAGCAUGGUUUAAUUUGUGUAGCCUGAGAUGAAUUUGCAACUCAUCUAAAGACAACUUCUGUUUAUAGAUCUGAAAUUUAACUUGGAUACGAUUAAUAGUGUCUAAACAAGUUCUUGUUUCUCAGUUUUUGAUGUCAGGAUGGGCUACGACAUAUACCUGGAGAUGCGACGCAGUUGACACCUCUAACAGUCCACAAGCCUUACGAGUAAGCUCUCAUGUUUUAUACAAAACCUGGUUAAUAUAAAGUCAAAUUGAUUUCAGAAACUUUAAGUCUGCUUUGAAACUAAGACUUUGUCCUCCUCUCUAGAUGGUCCGGGUUGCCUGGCUGUUCUGGUUCUCCAAGAUCAUUGAGCUCAUGGACACAGUAAGUUCAGUGUAUCUUACAGGAUGUCAGUUUUGGUCACCAUGGCAGGGCUUUAAGUAACUGAUGUCCUCUCCCUGUCAGAUGUUCUUUGUGUUGAGGAAAAAGCACGGUCAGAUUACAUUCCUGCACAUCUUCCACCACUCCUUCAUGCCCUGGACCUGGUGGUGGGGAGUUGGCUACGCUCCAGGUGAGUUAAGAUCACCUAAAUCAUGUCUUCAGAAAAGAGGAGGAUGAGAAAUGGAGGAAAAACGGCAGGUGGUGGGUUUAGUGUUUUCACUCCUGGGUCUAAACAAAGUAUGAUAAGUGCAAUUAUCAACAGUAUCUCCUCUUAUUGUAGUGUAAAAACACAAUUUAUGAUGUCUAAUUAUUAACAAUUUCUUCAGUGUCCCUUUGAAACUCCUCAUUGAUCUUGGCAGCCCUUUCAUGCUGUCCGUACUAAUAGAACAGUGAAUACAGAGCAGAAGUACAGAGUUUGACCCAAAGAAACAAAAACAGGAGAAAAUCUCAUACUGGCUUUGAAGUAUUUGGUGAAAGAGUGAGUUGCACUCUGAAGUUGUAGAGACGCCAAGUCACUCCAGGAGCUAUUACAUAAUGUUGCUUUGAGAAAGCUUGUAUAAGCUACUUGUACAGUUCCUCCUUCUGUGUAGUGUGACAAGAAACAAAUUAACCAAAGUUCUGUUACAAAGAGAGUUUUUGAUGAUUUUAAGGUCAGAUCUGUGUUGUUUACUCUGCCCUUAAAAUGCACUAUGUUUGUGAUGAUUCCCACAGGCGGGAUGGGAUCUUUCCACGCCAUGGUGAACUCUACCGUUCACGUCAUCAUGUAUUUCUACUACGGCCUUGCUGCUGCUGGACCACGCUUCCAUAAGUUUUUGUGGUGGAAGAAAUACAUGACAGCAAUCCAACUGGUAAAUACACGCCGUAUCUUGCAGUUUUGCUUGAUAAUAAAAGGUAGUUUGCUGCUUAUGUAAAUAUCAGGGCGGUGUAAUGUAGAUUAAGUGUGUUUAUUUAUAGCCCUGUUUCAGCUCUGCUCAUCUCUCACCAGGGUAUUUUAGAAAUACCAAUGUUAAUGACUGUUACAAAGGCAGCACUACAAACUCCUCUACAUUUAUUUACAGUACACAUUGGCUGACUCUUGAUUUCCCCCCCCCAUCAGAUCCAGUUUGUGCUGGUUUCCCUCCAUGCUACCCAGUAUUACUUCAUGGACAGCUGCGACUACCAGUUCCCCAUCAUCGUCAACCUCAUCUGGAUCUACGGAACCUUCUUCUUCCUGCUUUUCUCCAACUUCUGGGUCCAGGCUUAUGUAAAGGGUAAGAGGCUCCCCAAGCAGGACUUAAAACCGGUUCAGAACGGCACAGCUGUCUACACCAACGGCAAACACCACGAGAACGGCAGCAACCAUGGAGCCACGAACGGCACCAGCAACGGCUCCACUCACCACGAGAACGGCAGCGCUCACAUGGGCAAGAUGAAGAAGGCCUAGGACAUCUGGAAGGAAACACCCAAGGAGAAUGACCUGGAGGAGCUGUUAAAACUACUACGUGUUCCAAAGAUUAUUUUGGCUGUGUUUCUUUUCCUGUUUUUUAGUUUUGUAUGCAAAACAUGGGGAAAUGACGUGGUCAAUGAUUUCCACAGUUGGGGGUCACACAUUUGGUUGGUUGGUUUUGUUUGUUUCUUUACGUUGGGAAACCAUCCACAAAACACAAUGUAUGAAGAGAAGAUGUUUUGCCCAAGAUGUUAUCUUCACUGAUGUUGCACACAAACUUAUAUUUCAGUAUACACCAUACCUUUAAACUUAUUUGAGCCCUGUGUCACUCAGACCUCCUUGUGGACAGAUGACUGUACAGUUUCUAUCAAACUUGAAUAUACUUUUUGUAAAUAGUUUUACAGCAAACAACUAAUUGUAUUGGUAUGCUUUAGACUUUCUAAAACUUAUUCAAUUGUAUUUAAAAAGAAAAAACUAAUUAAAAUGCCAAUAAAUUCAGUUUUUAAAUUAUCUUGUA
Messenger RNA from Xyrichtys novacula (pearly razorfish), 15353 nucleotides. The record is from the annotation of a GenBank genome assembly. NCBI's taxonomy places the organism in Eukaryota, Metazoa, Chordata, Actinopteri, Labriformes, Labridae.